Molecule: messenger RNA, 835 nt
Organism: Bradysia coprophila
Lineage: Eukaryota; Metazoa; Arthropoda; Insecta; Diptera; Sciaridae
Gene: cpx
Product: synaptic transmission protein complexin
Biological process (GO): regulation of neurotransmitter secretion; synaptic vesicle exocytosis; neurotransmitter transport
Cellular component (GO): SNARE complex; terminal bouton
Molecular function (GO): syntaxin binding
Source: RefSeq, a predicted model, not a curated record
UUUCAAUCAGUCGUACUUUGGUUAACCGAUUUGGCUUUUCGUGUAUUUGUAAAUCCGUGGUGUUUAUCCGUUCCGACCGCGAGGAAAAUUUCUUUUUGGUUGCUCAAUAAGUCCUUCAAGUAACUUUUUUGGGAAAUAUUGUGCAGUAUUCUUCCGAAAUUUUUCAAAAUAAAUAGUUGGUUGGUUGCAUAUUUAAAUCGUAAUCGAAUUCAUUUUGACGUAGAGAAACAUUUUACACGAAACUAGCAAAAAGAAAGACAAAAAAAAAACAGAGACUUAACACGAAAUCGAUGAAACAUAUUUCUUGUGUAAAUCGCCUAGUACAAUAUUUUGUGAUUUUUUUUUCGGUUGAAAUUUAUUAAUUUUAUGUGUGCGACUCUGUGUAACGCAUGCGUGAUUACGUCAAAUAAUAUUUCACGAAAGCUCACUCAAGGGUAGGCAGUUCAUACUUGUGAAAGAUAGAAAGCAGUCGAAUUCUGUGUGUGACGAAACAGUUGUGCCAACAUAAUCUUGUGUUUCAUCAAUAUAUAAAGUAUAGCUUGUUAAAGACCGAAAACAAACAACCAAAAUGGCAGCUUUUGUGGCUAAACAAAUGAUCGGGAAUAAAAUGAGCGCCGUUAAAGGUGCUGUGGGCGGAGGAGACGAUGGCGGUGAUGGUGACGAUAAGGAAAAGGCAGAGGAAGAGGAAAGAGAACGUCAAGAAGCGAUCAGAGAAGCUGAGGAAAGACGAAAAGAAAAGCAUCGAAAAAUGGAAGAAGAACGCGAAAAAAUGCGACAAGAGAUUAGGGACAAGGUAAGAGGCCACUUCCUAUUUAAUUGACAUUUAAUUCUGUAA